This is a messenger RNA of Effrenium voratum, 687 nucleotides long. NCBI's taxonomy places the organism in Eukaryota, Dinophyceae, Suessiales, Symbiodiniaceae. The record is from the annotation of a GenBank genome assembly.
UUUAAUUGCCCUCCAAUGAUCGUAGCGUUCUCAUGGCGGAUGUCGGAAGCGUGUCCUGACUAGGCGGGGCAUUCGGCGCCCAUGCUGCCCGCAGGCGAAGAGCAGGCGGGCCUUGUGGUUCCCCCCCUUGUGCAACUGCCGCCGGAGCAGUACGCGGACCUGCUGACUGGCUCGGUGAAGUGCUGGUUCGAGGACAGGGGCUUUGGGUUCAUCCGGCCCGAGGGCGGUGAGGAAGAUGUAUUUGUACACAAGAAAGUUCUGAAAGAUGGGCAAAGCCUCAUCGAAGGUAGCUCCGUCAUGUUCAACUUGACGUAUGAUGCAGACCGGCGGCGCUUUCAGGCGACGCGUUGCUUUGGCGCCACCUUGCCGCCGGAAGAGGCCCCCGCUAUGCCUCGGAAAUGGAAGUUGCCCUUCUGCCUUGCAGAUCCAUGGGAAGAGCUCUACAGCUUGCCUGGUGCUGAACACCUCCGAUCUCACCUGUCCACAGGCCAGCUGGCAAGGACCACAGUGGGUUCAGAAAGCCCAGACUGUGGAGGAAGGUGCGGCAGAGCCCGAGGUUCCGCGCAACAACCCGCCAGAGCAGAAGGUAGAGGUGGCGAACGAGGAGCCGAAGAAGUCGACAUCGAUCUACGACUUCUUUGAGGACUCUGAGAUGAUGUGAGCUUGUUGAGACGUUUUCGUCGCGAG